AUGAGAAACUUCAUCGCGGACAACCUCAUCCGCUGUACACUGUUGACGCGAACGUGGAGGGGCGGAGUGCACAGGAGGGGUAACUUGUCCACUUUGGGGGGCAAAAAGUAUGUAGAUCGACUGGUGAGCUACGAAGAGGGGAACUGUCCCCCAAAGGAGAAGCAGAAUGAGGGAGACAAGUUCAGUGUAGAUGGAACAAAUGGGCACAGCACAGCUCUUUACGACGCGCACAAAGACCGUCACGAUGCGACGUCAGAUGCGACGGCAGAUGUCGCGUCCGAGUCCGUACACGUGAGAAAGCAGAAAGACUUCCUUCAAAAAAUUGAUGAGGAUGAUUGCUCCCAGCAGGAGCAUAGCACUGUGAGAAUAUUCAAACAAAGGGAUGCAGAAGCUGAUUCAGAUUUUCUCCCCUGCAAUGACAAAUACAAUAAGCUUGUUAAAAGGUACAACGAGCAAAAGGGAUUAGCAAAGGGAGGGUCUAAGACGAAGAAAAGUUUACGCUUUGGACAAACUGCCUUACCAUUGCAAGAUGAGGAAAAAAGUCUGUGGGAAAUUUUGAAGGAGAAGGAAGAUUACUUAAGGAACAAAAAGAAAAUGAAGAAUUAUCAAAAGGAGCUGGAUUACAAAAUGGACAGAGAGUAUCAGAAGGUUAAGAAAGAGGACCAGUAUAUGAACUCUGCUCGGGAUGGUGCAAGUAGCGCGGGGCAUAAUAAGGGCCAGCGUAGAGGUGCUGUGUCCGACAAAGUUUCCUCUCCACAUGAUGACAUCGACCAGUUCUUGUCAGGUGAUGAGACGUACACAAAUGAAAUAAAGUCGUAUGACGAAAUUUACACCGAGUCACCCCUGCACAGGGGAGAAGUGAAAGGGAGCGGUGCGACGGACAAAGGGGACCACAACAUUGUUGCCCAAGAAGAGGAAGCGGUUAAGGAGGACACGAACGAGUUGAAUAUAAACAAACUGAUACAUGAGGAUCUGACGGAGAGCGCCCUUUCUUGUGACCUGAACGUGCGCUACGCUGAACUGAGGAGGAAGAAGAUGGUCAGUGAAUUUUUGGUGGACGACUUGGAGGAGAAGGGCGAGGCGGAUUCAGCGGCUUCUGCGAAGGACUCCCUUUUUGUGAAUGAGGUGGAAGACAUCACGGCGAGGAGGUGCAUUGGGGAGAUAACGAAAGGGAGCGGCUACCAAAUGGUGGACAACCAACAGACAGAAGACGCAUGUAUAGGUCAACGUGGCAACCAAGUGGAGAAGCAACCCCACCGCAGCGAAAGCAUUGUCGAAGUGACCCCUGCAGAUAAUGUGCAGCAGCUGAGCGGACACAGCCUAAGCACCAUCAUUGACGGUAAUAUAGACAAUCUGAUAAUUCAAAGGGAAAUCAAAAAGGAGAAAACAGCCAUGGGGAUACUGACCGUCCUGUACAAUAACCUGAACACCUGCGACAACAUAAACCUCAGCAGCGCGAUUAUGAAAAUGUCCAAGUUAAUGGACUCCUAUCAGAGGGGGAGCAUCACGAAGAACUACAUGUACCUUAAUGUGAUGAAAAGGAUAAAUGACAAGUUGGGGCGUUUUGACAUAUCGAAUUUGGCACAAAUAUUCUAUGCCUUUGUGAAGAUAGAGCAUUUUCCAUACUUUUUCAACGACGUAAUAAAUUACAUGAGUGUGAAAUUGAAGGAUGCUGAACCGAAGCACGUGUGCAGUAUUUUGUAUACCCUUAGUAAUAUCCUGGUGGAGACAAACGAGAGUCGUAUUUUCAAAAUGAAGGUUAUCGACAUGGUGAAGUCACACAUGUUAGUGACAUCCACAAGUCUGCACUUGAACGAUGUAAUAUCGUUAUUGACUUCUCUUUCAAAAUUGAAAUACAAAGAUGUGAACACCUACUAUGAAUUGUCCAAGCGGAUUGAAGAAAACGUGGACCAGCUGAACAUGAGAAAUGUGAGCAAUAUUUUAUGGGCCUUUAGUCAUAUUAAUUAUACUUCCAAGUUGGUGAAGAAGUUAAAAAAAAUUGUGGAGAGAGAUAUACACAAAGCUGAUCACCUUGAUUUGGUAAACAUAGUUUACUCAUUAACAAAAUUAAACGAAUAUGAUGAGUACCUCUACAUGGAUAUUUUUUACAAUGCUAUUAAUGUGUACUUACACCACAUGAGUGUGAAGAAUCUGUGUAUCAUCUUGUGGUCCUAUACUUAUGUAAACGCACACAAACCGGAUCUCUACAUUAGUAUACUUACAAAGCUUAAUGAAAAUGUGAAACAAAUUACCACAAAAGAUAUUGUUUCAAUUUUGACCUGCCUCAGUAGAAUACAGUUCAGUUAUAAAUACAAACAUCUUUUUUCCUUUUUGAAGAAUAAAGUGGUGAAAAAUUUGUAUGCCUUUUCUCCUUUACAAAUUACCAAUGUGAUGUACCAUUCAUCCUUCCUCGAAAUAUAUGACCAUAAAUUUUAUUACCUCCUUGUUCAGCAGAUUUAUCAAAUUAGACAUUUGCUUUAUUUAGAAAAUUUGGUUCUCAUUUUGUAUGCACUCAAAAAUGUGUGUUAUCUGAAUGUACACCAUGUGGAUGUCUUUCGCUUAAUUGCACACAUCCUGCAGAAUGUUAAGAAGAAAUAUAAGUUACUAUGUGGAGAGGACUGCGUCAAUAUCAUGCUCAUUAUUAAUGAUUUGGCCAAAUAUACCCAGCAAGGAUAUCUUGUUUGUGCCUCGCCCCCACCAGGGAGUACAGCAACAGAGUUGUCGUCACCAAUGUUGGGUCCCUCCUCUUCUAUUUCCCACUCAGCAGGAGAAAUGUCCUCAUCAAAUCACUACAUAGACAUAUUUGAUGAUAAUGUAAAUUUGACCGAGUUGCCUCCUUCCCUUAUGAGCAACAAUGAGGAAGAAGUGUACCUCCCACAUAUUAAUGACCUCCUAUACGAACAAAUAAAAUUGCGUUUGCAUAACUUUUGGCAGCUCAGCAUUAAAGACGUUAACAACUUGUUAAUCAUCAUGAGGGAUAAACGCAUGCACGAUGAUGUAAUUUUAAAUAUGAUAAUGCGGCAAAUUAUUCCCAUCCUGUCUAAGAGUACGAAUAUGGAAUUCCUAAUCUUUUUAAGCAACAUUACGGCCAGUAGGUAUAUGAAGUUUGUGGCUCUCACACACAUGUCCAGGAGACCCAAGCUCAUUUCCCUCUUCAAAAAAAAAAUCAACUCCAUAACGAGUGGUAUAUUGAAUAGCUACGAACAGGAAGAGGAGGGAGAAUCGUUUGAUUCUCCCCUGAACAGGGUAGACGGUAGUGACGCCCCCGAGCAGCGCCCCUUACUUACCAUGAGGUGUGGGUCAAUCGAUGUGGAUACUGUGCCCAGUUUAGGAGAUGACUCAAUUGUACAAGCGGGGGAAGCUGAAAACGGAAUGACCUCAACAAUGGCAAGUAUGCCAACCGGCUACAUAUCGCGUAACCCCAGCACGGUGGUUGAUCUCAACAGCUGCAUUGCCCUCUGCUAUGCCUGUUUCAAUAUACACUACGAAGACGAUAACAUACUUAAGUUAUACGACUUAGUGGAACACAUGAUUGUGCAAGAGAAAAGGCCCAUCUCCUCCUUCAUGCUAAUCAAUUUCGUGUACAUUUUGGCGCUCACAAAUAAUAAGAUGAAUCUGGUACGUAAACUGUCGCAGGAAUAUAUGCACCACAGGUAUGCAAGUGAUCUGGAGAAGAGCUGCGACGGAUGGGGAUCACUACAGAACCCGUUAACCAUACGUCAAGAUGAACAAGACGAAUGUGACCCCUCAUCGAUGAACCAAUCUCUGAGUACCCCCCAACAUCACAGCACAAAAACGUCCUUCAAUUUGUUUUACGAAGAAAAUGACAAAUUACGCUCCUACCUCCAGAAGGGUGGCGAAGAGGCCUCCUUACUUCUUCUAAAAUUGGCCUACGUCAAUAUUCUUAUAAAUACAUAUCAUUACUUGUAUCCUCUGCUGAGUGAAAUUUGCAGCUACUCUGACGAGAUAUACACACAUGAGUUUGUCAUUCUCGCAAAACAAGUAUGUUACCAUGUCUACAAUUUUGUGAAUUUUUUCUCCAGAGAUAAGGAGGCCAAGUAUGUGUGGAAUAAAGUGGCUCCAAAUGUGUACAUAAAUGAAAAUAACAUUUACCUGGACCUGGACUACGAGGCAUCGCCUGUUAACGUUAAUAUAACUGAUGAGGAAAGGGACAGAAACGUGUUUGUACACAGGAUCGAGCACACAGGACAGGCCAGCGCACCUGCUCCACAAAAUCACAAAAUAGCUAAAUCGUUUGACAACAAUUUGAAAAUUGCCAAAUUUUUUUACCACGUCUUAAAUUAUAACAUGGAUGAUGUAAGCAUCAGAAAUGCCAACUCUGCCUCGUCCCGGGAGGAGAGGAAGAAGAUCAAGAUGUUCCACUUUGACCAUGUCAUAUGUGACAUUCUCAAUUUUCUGAACGUACAGUACAAGGGAUCCUACACACAUGAAAACAUUUACAAAGUCUGCUGUUCCUUUCCAUACGAAAGGCAUUUAAUUGAUUUAAUGUCAUAUGAGGAUGUCUUGUACCCAUCGCACAGACCACUACUCUCCGCGGAGCUCCGUCAGAAGCAACUGGCCUUGAAGGGCUGGACUGUGCACGCAAUCAAUUUUCGAGACCUGUACAACAGCGUAAAGGACAAAAACGUCAUCUGCUACAUAUUCAGUAUUGUGAAGAAGAUAAAAAAAGAUUUGAAAGAGUUGCCCGAUGAUGAGAAAAAACUGGAAGAAAAAAACUUCUGGGAUAAUUUGCAGUAUGCCAACAUGUAG
Plasmodium fragile is the source of this 4770-nucleotide messenger RNA. RefSeq lists its product as uncharacterized. Bases 1 to 4770 code for a protein of 1589 amino acids. The transcript is spliced from 4 exons. Lineage: Eukaryota; Apicomplexa; Aconoidasida; Haemosporida; Plasmodiidae. Gene Ontology annotation, biological process: regulation of mitochondrial mRNA stability. The record is from RefSeq and is a predicted model, not a curated record.